AGGAACCGGCCGGCGAGUAGAGGGAUCAACGAGUACCCGGCGUACGUUUGUGUGGUGCGCGCUGUCUUCGAGAUAGGCUCCCAGUGUCGCUCGAGAAGUUGUCCCUCGACGUUUGGUUUGCUCGCACGAGAAAGCGUUCUGUUUUUCACUGAAACCCGGUCGAGCCUGUGAAAAAAGUAGUCAAGAUGACGGCGGCAACGGAGACGGAGAACACCGGGUCGGAGAGCAAGGAGAUUAAGGACGUGAAAGAGAAGGAGGCGCUGAAGAACGAAAUGCCGCCGGACAAUAAGCAAGAGGAGAAGGAUGCGGCGAAAAAGGAGGAGAUCGCCGACGCCGCGGCCGCCACGGCAUCCUCUGCACCGACGAAGGCUAUCAGCGUGCAUAAGACCAACUACGAGAAGGACAUUGUUUAUCUGUAUCAGUUCUCUCGAACGCCGUUUCUGCCCUCCCUAUCGGCUUAUUGUCUCAAGGUGGAGACAUGGUUGCGACUCAACGGCAUCAAAUACGAGAAUGUGGACCACAAAAUGAAAUUCCGUUCCAAGAAGGGCGUGUUACCGUUCAUCGAGCUAAACGGGGAGGAGAUCGCGGACAGCGCGAUCAUCCUCCGUGAACUGAGCCAGAAAUUCAGCAAGGACCUGGACGCUGGCCUCACGUCCGAACAACGAAGCGUCUCGCACGCGAUGAUAUCGAUGAUCGAGAAUCACUUGGUGUGGGUGGUAAUGUGCUGGCGCACCAAGAAUCUCGAUCAAGUAUUGAAGGGUUACAAAGUGAACCUUCAGCACGUCCUUGGUACCCGCAUCCCCAACGGAAUUCUAAACUUCUUCUUCAAGCUUACAUUCGGUCGCAAGUGGGAUUUGUUACAGAGCGCGAAAAAGGUGAAGGCGCAGGGUAUGGGAGUGCAUACCCCCGAAGAAGUGUCCCAAUUUGGUUGCGAUGAUCUCAAGGUUCUCUCCGACAUGCUUGCUGACAAACCCUUCUUCUUUGGAGACGAGCCAACUACGUUGGACGUUGUAGCGUUCGCGCACCUUGCCCAGAUUCUUUAUAUUGACAAAGACACGCAGUACAGUCUGAGAGAUUACAUGCAGGAGAACUGUCCGAACCUGGUCGGGCACAGCUCGCGCGUGAAGGAACGAUGCUUCCCGGAUUGGGACGAGAUCUGCUCCACGCUGGACAUGAACACGCAUUUACCGAAGCCGGAGAAGCAAGAGGAGAAGGAGGGCAAGGAGGAAGCGAAGGAGUCUAAAGAAUCGAAGGAGGAGAAGGAGGGGGACAAGGAGAAAGCGGAUAAGGAAGAGAAAGAGCUGGAGAAAGACAAAGAGGUUGACGAGAACAAAGAAAAGGAGAAAGAGGGGAAAUAAGCUGUCGCGCGGCGACAGGAAACAAAUAAAUCGUUCAAAGGAAAAAGAAGAUUUAACUGUGGAAAAUUGAGGGUGUGAUCUGGAUACGGUGGGGGGAGAAAGGAGAGAUGCGGAAAGGGUGGGUAAGGAUGCAUGUAUGUUGAGCGUAUGCGUGUGUGUAUGUGCGCGUGAACGGUUUUGCGCGAAUGACCGACGAAAAUGGAGAAAACGAGAGACGGUGUAGAGAGCAUGAGAGUGGAUAGAUGGGGGAAAGGGGGAGAAUGCACGAGAGGAGGUAGGAUCCGACGAGAGUGCAAGAAAGGGGAGGGGAUUCAAGUCUAGAGCUCUCUACUUAUACGUAUAGAUAUUAAUAGACUCAUAAUGUUAAAUACUUCGUUUAUAUACGUUCAACACGUUACGCCAUUUCUCAUCGACACCCCAGCACACCCGAAUCGAACAACUGUUUCCGACCCAGGGCCCUUUUUCCUCCCCCCCGGCAUAAAACAUAAAAAGAAAAAAAGCAACAGAACGGGGCUAUCACAUAAGUCAUUAGAAUUGUAGGUUUGCAAUAUAUCAAAUGCAAUAGCCUGACGCAGGUGUGAGAUCUUUAUGAACAGUGGCCAAAAUGCGGAAUCGUACCGCCGCGAAGGUGGUGUUGUACGGUGUGGUAGUAGUUUACGAAGAAGAGCGAGAUCGUUUAUGGUUGCGAUACACGAAAUAGCCGCCCCCUGAUCCCGAUUCAGGGAGAAAAGCGCGUCUUGCGGUCGCUUCUACCAUUGGCUCUUACUGUGCAAAAUGAGUUAUGUACCUAGCGUUCCAAGCAACGUACCGUAUAUCACAUUAUGAUGAUCUUCGUUUCGGUCGUGCUUUUUCUUUUAAUUUCUAUUCGCGUUUCGAAUCGCCGUUCGAUGGAGGGGCCCUUUUAAUAUCAUCCUUUCAACACACGUCGAUUCGAGUCACCACUCAUACGCGUUCACACACGCAAAACACAUUCCUUUCUGAUACAUUGGUGCUCGAAUAAUUUCUAGGGAAUCGCUUUCCGCGGCGAUGAUCGGAGAUUUAGAGUCCUCGAGUCGAUAUGCAUCAGAUUGGCGAAGAAAUAUUUAGAUAAAAAGAAAGAAGGUGGGCGGUCGUUGCUUUGUAAUUUGUCUUUUUAUACGGCCACUGCUUCGAUCGCUAUCGACCUCGGAGCAAAACGUAUAUUUUAACUUCACGGACUCAUCGAGUACUCUCAUUCCCACGCGCAUAACUUGCGCUAUUGGGUCGACUGCUUUUACGAUUUUAUUGACAACGUCCUGACGAGCGAAGACUCAUUUGCGAUUACGGAUCGACGGCAAAUAUUAUAUUUACGAUUAAUUUGUAUAUUAUUAUAUAGAUAUUUUGUAUUACAUAUACGCGGAUGCGAUUCGAGUAAAAGCGUCGUUGCAGAGGCGAUGCCCGCGCGUCGACGUCCCCCGAGCGGAUACGACUGUCUUUGUUUCUACCUUUUUCUUUCCACAAAACGAAAAGAAAGAGACAAGAAAAGAGGCACAGGCAAACAUCGAUCUCCUCUGUCUGGGUUUCCUUUCGGUAUAUUUGAAGAAAAAAAAAGAAGAAAAAAAAUAAUAAUAAAAGAAAGAACGCUGUGCUGCCCCGUGAUUAGUUCACUAUUAUUAGACGACUUUUUCCUCGGACCUGUGAGAAAUUUUACAUUACGUAAUUAUACAAAGUGUCUUUCACGCAUCGAAAAAAAAAAAAAUAAAAAAAAUAAACAAAAUGAAACUGACAUUUUGAUGUAUAAUGUUAUCGAACGGGAAUUGAAGUUUUUUGUACGAGGCCGCGCACCAAAGCGGCCGCAAAAUAUUCCACGAAGACACGAGGAUAUAUAUUAAUAUUUAAGUAGCUUACUAUUAUUAAUGAUGAUAUUACGAUUACAUAGAGAACAAAAAAGAUGGAAAAAGUAACAAUUAGUGUGUGGAAACUGUUUAUACUUAGGACAACGCAUACGUUUACACCCGUGGUUACAUUAUUAUUACGGAUUAUUACGAAGUACGAGUAAAUAAUAAUAAAUUAGUGACGAAAAAACACUUGGACAAGACCAUAAACGUUGCAAGCACAGUAGGUAGGAACAUCCAGUACAGUAAGAUUAUUAUAAGAGGAAUAUUAAUAAUAAUUAUAAUAUGACUGCUCGUUUUAUGCU
Colletes gigas is the source of this 3516-nucleotide messenger RNA. RefSeq names its product failed axon connections (gene fax). The coding region runs from base 186 to 1358 and encodes 390 amino acids. NCBI's taxonomy places the organism in Eukaryota, Metazoa, Arthropoda, Insecta, Hymenoptera, Colletidae. The record is from RefSeq and is a predicted model, not a curated record. Gene Ontology annotation, cellular component: cytoplasm. The transcript is spliced from 4 exons.